This is a messenger RNA of Balaenoptera ricei (Rice's whale), 7186 nucleotides long. RefSeq names its product pleckstrin homology domain containing A6 (gene PLEKHA6). The transcript is spliced from 18 exons. The record is from RefSeq and is a predicted model, not a curated record. NCBI's taxonomy places the organism in Eukaryota, Metazoa, Chordata, Mammalia, Artiodactyla, Balaenopteridae. Bases 2622 to 5486 code for a protein of 954 amino acids.
AGAAAGUUAGGAAUUGAGUUUCAUUAUAAUUGAAAGCUACAAACCUCACAGAGACACAAUUUGAGGGAAUAAGGGCCCAGGGAGAUGGACCUCACCUGCCUGCUCAGCGUCACUCCUCGGAACCCCUGGGGGAUCCACCCAUCAAAGACGGGACUGCAGCUGUCUCAUCCUAGGCCAGUAUUUUUCCACAUUUAAAAAUUCAUGGCCCAAUAAGAACAGUGAAAAUUCCAUGCCCUUUUCGUAUUUUAUGAUGCAAAGAUCAUAGGUUCUUUUUCAAUUUCCAUAUAUAAAAUUAUGAUAUCAACCAUGUAUUUUCUUAGUACAAAGCCCUCUCUCCCCCAGUUGAGAACUGCUGUCCAAGACCCUGAAAACCCACAGGUUACUCGAGGGCAGCAUCCGAGUUCCUGGGGGCCCAGAGACUCUGCCCUUUCUGUCCUUCAGCUCUGGUCACCUGGCCACAGAGAGGUGGGCAGACACAUAGAUGCAGCUCCGGGGAACAAAGAGGGACUUCUUAGGCAUAUAAUUAGUUUCCAGCCUCCAAGGGUCCUGUCUGCAGAACGAAUAAUCAAUAAAACACUGGCUCCAGGGAGCCGGAUUUUAGCUGGGGAAAUAGGAACAGGCUGUUUAACCAACAACAAACAGGCCUGCUAUACACAGACACGCACACACACCCACACAGUCAGACAGCCUGUCUUACCCUUCCCCUCCAGACCUGCGCGCGCACACACACACACACACACACACACACACACUCCAGCUAGGGGGCUCUGCCGGCAGCCGCAUUAGAACAACGUCCCACUGACUGACACACCCCUCCAUAAACCCCAGAUCUCUGUGCCCAUCAGCCCCUCUCCUCCUUCCUUUUCCCCUGAGGAGUGCACUGCCUCUUUAAAACCCAACUCUGAGGGCUGUGCUCAGUGGCCCACAAAAGGUUCGGAUUGUGGCUAUUCAGUGGCCUUUCUCCAGGGAAGGGAGGGGAGAUGAGACAGAUGGGAGGCUUGUCCUGCUGGGGCCACCAAGCGAAACCCUCAGAUGGCCAGUAAUGAGCCAGCACUGUUCCCACCCAGCCUGCUGCUGAAUGGCCUUCCUCUGUCCCUGCAAAGCCCCGUGGGGGCUCUGUGGGCUCAUCCAUGGGGGCACCUCCCUCAAUUCUCUGGUCCCCUUUCAUGCUUCCAGGCUGGUGCCCCCUCCUGGCUCCCCAUCAAUCACCCUGUCUUUUCCCAGGCCCUCUGCCUUCUCCUGUCACAAGCUGUUGUUCCCGCGCCUUUGCUCUCUCCUUGUUUCCCCGUGGGUAUGUUUUGUCCUCCAGCUUGACCGUGAGCUCUUCAAGUGCUAAGAGCGUGUCUUUGCUUUCCCUGUGACUGGCACCCAGGGCAGAGCUCUGCACACACAGGAUGCUCACGGGAUGCUUAGCAAAUUAUUUGCUGCCACUCCUACCAGCCCAGGACACACCCACUCGUCCCACCUGUGUGUCUCUCUCCUCUACAGUAACCCUGUGUUCUCCACCCCAGAGGGCUUGCCUGGGCCCCUGCUCUCCAUAUCCCUGUGCAGUUUCAACCCCCAGAUGCCUCCUUACAACUUCACUGGCUUUUCGUGAGCACCUCCCUGUCUGCCUACCUGCUGGUCAGCCCUGCUGGAGGGUGGGGACUGGCCGGAUCCAGAGGAAGGAGGCCCACCUCUGUCCUUAGAGAAGUAGGAUGCUCCCUCACUGGGUAAUGGGUCCUGUGGAAAGACAUCAUGUGCUGGGGAAGGUGCUGAGGAAAAGUGAAGGUCCAGCUGGGAAAGCACUCGAAGGGUGUGGAUUUGACACUGUUGCUUAGGAGAACCCUGGGGCUUGGUCAGAGGAGCCCUGUCUUCUCUCCUUCCAACCCCCAGAGACCCAGGAUUUAGCACCCAAGGGGUCAUAGGCCAAAGUGAAGUCCACAUCUGAGACUCUUAAACACUUUUGGAUCUCUCAUGUUGAAUGGGGUGAACCAAGGCUAGCUGCUUUUUCUGGGAGAUUGGUCUCACCUAGGACGUGUUCUGAGACCCCAGAAAGAAUCUAGCACUGGAGCGUCUUUUCCUCGUGGACCCUCCCCAUCAAACAGAUACAUCAGUUAAGUCCAGAGCAAAAUCUCGAGUUGUUUACAGUUGCAGGGCUGGUCGGGAACAGAGCUAGGAUUAGCACUGGGCUGCCCUGCCUUCUCUCCUCAAGCAACCCAGGUUAGCCGGGUGCGAGCUCUCCACCCCGACUCCUGGUGGGCUGACCUGAGCCUUGCUGGGUGCUGUGGUCCCAGUGGUGACACUGAGUAGAAGGGACUAGUCUGAAUAGCUCCCCACUUCCCUCUGCUCCUCAACGUUCCUGUCACGUCUCCUGUCUCUCCCUCUGGUGUUCGGUUGACCUGUUCUCUGCUUCUCCUCCUUCUGGCCGCGUGAGGACCCCUCCUCUGGACAGGAGCUGGCUUCUGGGUUACCGCCUGCUGCGCCUGCUUGCAGCCGCCAACUAGGUGACUGUGUGCUGGGUGAACGAGGCUGGGGACAGUUCCACGCACUGCCUCUCCCCACAGGCUGAGCACGCCGGGGUCCGCACCUACUUCUUCAGUGCCGAGAGCCCCGAGGAGCAGGAGGCCUGGAUCCAGGCCAUGGGGGAGGCUGCCCGAGUACAGAUCCCCCCAGCCCAGAAGUCGGUGCCCCAAGCUGCACGUCACAACCACGAGAAGCCAGACUCUGAGAACAUCCCACCCAGCAAACACCACCACCAACCCCCCCAAAACAGCCUUCCCAAGCCUGAACCAGAGGCCAAGACUCGAGGAGAGGGUGAUGGCCGAGGCUGCGAGAAGGUGGAGAGGAGGCCUGAGAGGCCUGAAGUCAAGAGCGAGCCUCUGGUGAAAGCCAAUGGUGUCCACGCUGGACCAGAACCAGCCCCAGACCCGGGCAGCCCUUACCCUGAGGGCCCAAGGGUCCCAGGAGGUGGGGAGCGGCCCACCCAGCCCAAUGGCUGGCAGUAUAGCUCCCCAAGCAGGCCGGGGAGCACAGCUUUCCCACCUCAGGACUCAGAGAGUGGGGGGCACCGGCAGAGCUUCCCGCCACGUGCCAACCCCGACAAAAUCGCCCAGCGCAAGAGCUCCAUGAACCAGCUUCAACAGUGGGUGAACCUGCGCCGAGGGGUGCCCCCUCCUGAGGAUCUUCGGAGUCCCUCUAGGUUCUACCCUGUGUCCCGUAGGGUCCCUGAGUAUUACAGCCCCUACUCCUCCCAGUACCCUGAUGAUUACCAGUACUACCCGCCAGGGGUACGGCCGGAUAGCAUCUGCUCCAUGCCGGCCUACGAUCGGAUCAGCCCACCCUGGGCCCUGGAGGACAAGCGGCACUCCUUCCGGAAUGGAGGCGGCCCCGCCUUCCAGCUGCGGGAGUGGAAGGAGCCUGCCGGCUAUGGGCGGCAGGAUGGCACCACCUGGAUCCCCAGCCCCUCCCGGCAGCCUGUCUAUUACGAUGAACUGGAUGCCGCCUCCGGCUCCCUGCGCUGCCUGUCCUUGCAGCCCCGUUCCCACUCUGUGCCCCGCUCGCCAAGCCAGGGGUCCUACAGCCGCGCCCGCAUUUACUCCCCCGUCCGCUCACCCAGUGCCCGUUUCGAGCGGCUGCCGCCUCGCAGUGAAGACAUCUAUGCUGACCCUGCUGCCUAUGUGAUGAGGCGGUCCAUCAGCUCCCCCAAGUAUGAUUACCUGGGAGACAGGCGGCCAGUCCCUGCAGGACUGUUCCCCUACAACUACCCACCAUCCCCCACGGUCCACGAUAAGAUGAUGAGUGAGAGUGAGACUCUCAUCAGUAUGGUGAACCGCAUGGUGGAGAACUCCUCCCCCAGGGCCCAACUCUUCAUGCAAGUCCCUCCAUACCCAGAAGUGUUCCGGGACAGCCUCCACACCUACAAGCUAAAUGAGCAAGACACAGAUAAGCUGCUGGGCAAGUUGUGUGAGCAGAACAAGGUGGUGAGGGAGCAGGAACGGCUGGUGCAGCAGCUCCGAGCUGAGAAGGAGAGCCUGGAAAGUGCCUUGAUGGGGACCCAUCAGGAGCUGGAGAUGUUUGGAAGCCAGCCUGCCUACCCGGAGAAGCUGCUGCACAAGAAGGAGUCGCUGCAGAACCAGCUCAUCAACACCCGGGUGGAGCUGUCUCAGGCAACCACGGCCCUGGCGAACAGCACCAUGGAGUACGAGGGCCUGGAGGCAGAGGUCUCUGCCCUGCACGACGAGCUCUGGGAGCAGCUCAGCUUGGACCUUCAGAAUGAGGUGCUCAACCGACAAAUCCAGAAGGAGAUCUGGAGGAUCCAGGAUGUGAUGGAGGGGCUGAGGAAGAAUAACCCAUCCCGGGGCACAGACACAGCCAAGCACAGAGGAGGACUUGGCCCCUCAGGCACCUACAGCUCCAACAGCCCCGCCAGCCCUCUCAGCUCCACCAGCCUCACCAGCCCCCUGAGCCCUUUUUCAUUGGUGUCUGGCUCUCAGGGGUCCCCCACUAAGCCCGGGUCCAAUGAGCCCAAGGCAAGCUAUGAGCAAAGCAAGAAAGACCCCCACCAGACAUCACCCCUGGACACUACUAGAGACAUCGGCCUUGUGCCCACCAGGCAAGAGGUGGAAGCAGAGAAGCAGGCAGCUCUCAACAAAGUUGGCAUUGUGCCCCCUCGGACAAAGUCACCCACUGAUGAAGAAGUGACCCCAUCAAGGGUGGUGAGGAGGAGUGCCAGCGGGCUCACCAAUGGACUCUCCUCCCGGCAGGAGCGCCCCAAGAGUGCUGUGUUCCCUGGUGAGGGCAAGGUCAAGAUGAGCGUGGAGGAGCAGAUUGACCGCAUGCGGCGGCACCAGAGCGGCUCUAUGAAGGAUAAGCGGAGGAGCCUGCAGCUCCCGGCCAGCCCGGCCCCCGACCCCAGUGCCCGGCCUGCCUACAAAGUGGUGCGCCGUCACCGCAGCAUCCACGAGGUGGACAUCUGCAACCUGGAGGCAGCUCUGCGGGCAGAGGAGCCUGGUGGGCAGGCCUACGAGACACCACGGGAGGAGAUUGCCCGGCUCCGCAAAAUGGAGCUGGAGCCCCAGCACUAUGAUGUGGAUAUCAGUAAGGAGCUCUCCACCCCGGACAAAGUCCUCAUCCCUGAGCGGUACAUUGACCUGGAGCCUGACACUCCCCUGAGCCCAGAGGAGUUGAAGGAGAAGCAGAAGAAGGUGGAGAGGAUCAAGACGCUCAUUGCCAAGUCCAGUAUGCAGAACGUGGUGCCCGUCGGCGAGGGGGAACUUGUGGACGUGCCCCAGGACUCAGAGAGCCAGCUGCAGGAGCAGGAGAAGCGGAUUGAAAUCUCCUGUGCCCUGGCGACCGAGGCCUCCCGCAGGGGCCGCAUGCUGUCUGGUGAGAGGGGCUGGGCCUCGCUCCUCCAGGGAGACCGGCUGACCAGGCAUAGGGGAGGUAGUGCAGUGUGGCAGGGGGCCAGGGACAGAACAGGGAGAUGUUCCUUGAGGUCAGAAUGAGCACUUAUUGAGCGCCAGGGGCUGUGCUAGUCUCAGGGGGUGCAAAGGGGCCAGAGUUGCCGACAUCUGGGAGCUCAGAGCCAGGAUGACCCGCCUAGCUGCUGGAUAGAGGAAUGGCCAGAGGCCAUGCGGGGAGCGCAGGGAGCCAUUCUACCUGGGCAGGUCCAGGAAAGGCCCAGAGAAGAGGCGAUAACUGAGCUUGAUUGGAAAAGAUGCAAGUAUGUACCAGUGGUGGAGUGAGGGCCAGGUAUUCCAGGGUAUUCUCUGACUUCCCAUUCGUGCUGCAUGCAAACAGCAGGAAUGAAAAGGGAAGAUGGUACAAGCAGCCAAUACAGUCACCGCCUUGGCUACUGACCCAAACCCACUUUUCUGCUAAGAAAAGAUGAGUACAAGGAACUGACUUCACACUGAUACAAAGGCUAGUGGGUCUUAGUGGACACUAUGGGGUUGCAGCCAAUAGGAUUCACUUCCCCUCAGCUUGAGGAGAAGCACCCCGGAAUAGAGGAGAAUGUAAUUGGGAAGAAUAGAAGAGACCCUAUGAAUGGGAGGCUUUGAGGUGGAGGAAGGACAGUGGUUAAGUAAUUAAGCAUGGGAGACAAUAUUCCCUCCUCCUGAACACGAAAGGUGCUUAGGAGGGAGAGAGAGAGGGAGGGUUCUGAAGACCAGUCCAGACGAAUGCCCUGGAUGGAUGCCAGGCUUGUGAUGACUUUGGUUGAGGGGGCAGAGACAGGUUGUGCCGGCCAGAGUUAUGGUAGCCUGGGCAAGUGUCAGAUUAGAAUCGUGGCUGGACGCACAGAGGAAGGAAUGGCGUUUCGUGUUGGUGACUCGGAGGGUUUCAAUUUUUGCUCUUUGAGGCUCCAUUUCCUCAUCUGUAAAAUUCAAAUAAAAAUACCUGUCUGGCGGUGUGAGGAUGGAAACAAGGUGUGCUAAGCACCUAGCACCGUGUCUGUCACCCAGUAACUGCUCAAUAAAUGCUAGCCGGCUGUAGUAGAGGUAGUGCUGGUGCUGGUGGUAGUAUUAGUUGAAACAGCAAUAGCUAAAGUAGAAAGAGAAAUGUUUUGUGGGUUUUCUAGCUAUUUUAAAUAUGGAUAUUUUCAGAAACCAGAGGGUUUUAGGCUACAGCAAAGGGGAUUUAAGUAAGCGUUAAGGAAGAACCUACUAGCAGUUGGCAUAUAAAUGGACAUUAGAAUGGGUGGCCAGGGAAAGCCCUUGGAGAUACUUCAGAAACAGGCUUUCAGUUGGUCAGAAGUUGAGGGCAAGAGAAGGGAUGGGCUUCAGAGAGCCCCAUCUUGCAGCCAGAACCAGAAAGCAGCAGAACCAGUUUGGCUACAAGGAGGCUUCUGUCAACCGCCCUCGAAGCUUCCAAAGGUCAAAUUCCACAUGCUCUGGGCAAAAGUCAACUUCCUAUUUCAAGGGUUAGAGCAUACAGCACUGUUAAAACUUCCCUCUGCCCCUUCCCCUGUCCCAGCCCCUGGCUCUCUCUUCUAUAGCUCCCCCGCCAAAGGUGCCAUGAAAACAAAACCCACCCUGGCUCUUCAGAUUCCCCCUUGAUACACAUGGGCUUAUAUUUCAGGGUCAGUGUGCUGAAAGCAAAUGGUCACCUUGCUUUUGCCAAGACCCCAACUAUUUAAAAAAUGGCUGUGGCAGGGCCAGACCUCAGACUUAGCCCACUGUCCCCACCACCCCUGGCCUAUGGCCCA